Mobula hypostoma (lesser devil ray) is the source of this 2453-nucleotide messenger RNA. It is a transcript of the gene rtn4r, whose product is annotated as reticulon 4 receptor. The transcript has 2 exons. Gene Ontology annotation, molecular function: protein binding; ganglioside GM1 binding; ganglioside GT1b binding. Gene Ontology annotation, biological process: positive regulation of Rho protein signal transduction. The coding region runs from base 408 to 1856 and encodes 482 amino acids. NCBI's taxonomy places the organism in Eukaryota, Metazoa, Chordata, Chondrichthyes, Myliobatiformes, Myliobatidae. Gene Ontology annotation, cellular component: plasma membrane; external side of plasma membrane. The record is from RefSeq and is a predicted model, not a curated record.
CCGACAUUCGCCGCCCGGACUUGAAUGCGGGUCAGCUCUCUUCACUUCGCUGCAGAAAAGAAGCUGAAUUGCAGUGGCUUAUCCGCUCACCCUUUUACCUUCCUCCUUCAGAACUCCUCGGGACUCAUGGAUCGGACUUCCCUGACUUCUGGGUCUCUUUGAUGCUCACAGAUUGGGAUGCUGAGUGUGGAUCCUGCCCCUUCCCCAUGAGUAAUGCUGCUUACACCGGGAGAGCUCCCUCUCCAAGCUGCCGAAAGACGCACGCACCGGGUUUAACUUUCUCUCCGCACUUCUCCGGGUCGUGUUGGCUCCGAGGGUUUUAGAGAAAAGGGCUCACCACCGCCCAGCGCAGCGGAACAGCCGUGCCUUUUGGAAAGCAACGAAGCUGCAACGAGUUCGCUAAGGAGAUGAUGGGUGAAGGGAACAGACUCUUCUUUCUAGCGCUUUGCUUGCAUUAUCUCCCCAAAGCCGAGCCCUGCCCCAAGGGUUGCACGUGUUACACGGAGCCCAUGACAGUCAGCUGCCAACAGCAGGGUUUCCAGUCAAUCCCCGAAGGGAUCCCAGUCAGAAGCCAACGGAUCUUUCUCCAGAACAACAAGAUCCCCUUGGUGAGCUCCUCCAGUUUCAGCUCUCGCCAGAACUUGACCGUACUGUGGCUUCACUCCAACAACAUCAGCGUUAUACAAUCCGGGGCUUUUGAUGGCUUGGAGCGCCUGGAGGAGUUGGAUAUUGGAGAAAAUAUUAAUCUCAAGUAUCUGAUUCCAACUGUUUUCAAAGGAUUGACGCGUCUUCACACUUUGCACCUCCACAGAUGUGGUCUGUCUGACUUACCGAAGGGCAUAUUCAAGGGGCUUGGCUCGCUGCAGUAUCUGUACCUGCAGAGAAACGCCUUGGAGAGAUUGCGAGAUGACCUGUUUGUAGACUUAGCCAAUCUCACUUCCUUGUUCUUGCACGGCAACAGGAUCAAAGGUUUGUCGGAAAACGUCUUCCGGGGUUUGAGCAACUUGGACAAACUUUUAUUGCAUGAGAAUCGAAUUAGCGUGGUGCACCGGAGAGCGUUCCACGACCUGGGCAAACUUGGGAUGUUGUAUCUCUUUCAUAAUAACCUCACCGUGCUGACUGGACAGACCAUGGACCCCCUCGUGUCACUCCAGUACCUCCGACUCAAUGGAAACCAAUGGAUCUGCGACUGUCGAGCCAAAUCACUUUGGGAAUGGUUCCGGCGUUUUCGCGGAUCAAGUUCGGUUUUGGAGUGCCAUAUCCCCGCCCGCCUGGCUAACAGCGACCUUAAAACGCUCAGUAGUCGCGAUCUGGAAAUAUGCCUAGAUUCUUCUAACCAGAUCCGGACCAGUAUUUUCAGUACAAGAACCAGGUCUGAUAAACUGCCAACCGUGGAACCCCCACUGAAUUCCAGAGAUGGUUCCAUCAAGUGUUGUCAACCGGACCCGGAUCAAUCCUCCAUAAUUUACACCAAAGACAAAUCGUCCCCCUCUUCCUACAACAGCAGAGGCUCCACUAAUAACCCACUGAAGGACAAAGAGAACAUAGCCAAGACUAGAUACGCCGAAAACGAUCUAUCAAAAAACGGGACCUACAAAAAUGGGUUGAGCGAUGCUCCCAUGGGGACUUUCUCUGCCAAAAUAGACCAAUCGUUAGUCAUGCUGAGUCCAGAAUUAUUGAACAAUCUAGAUUCCUCUACAACUCCCACGACUAAAAAGAAACGAAAAUGCUAUAAAAAGCCCAGAGCGGAUUCCUCGCAGUGCCGUCUCAACAAUGGAUCAAGCAGACUGCUUCUGUGGAAGUCAGCGCUUCUAUCAAUCCCAUUAAUUCCCUUCAUACUGGAGCGCCGUUGUUAAGUGUUAACGCAUCAGGUCUGGCCCGGUUCGGUGACGUACUUUCAUUGGCCUCUAUAGACAAUUCUGAAGAGAGACUAUAUUAUAAUCGAAGGAAGCGUUGAUCAUUCAGAAUACAAAUUGGAUGCCUUUAUAAAAUGCAAAAGAAACCACAAACGAAAAUGAAAACAGAUUGUAUAUAUAAUUAUACAGUAUGUGCCCGAAUUAUUAAAAUAACAUACACACACACAAACACACACACAUCCUUUCAAAUUCCAUUGUGAAUCAAGCUUUUUCAAGAAAAAGGCAGAAAAGGAAAAAAAAUGUCCUGGGUUUAAUUUUCUGAUCAAACAUGAAGCAAAAUUCACAGCCGAGGGUCGACAACUAAAAAAGGCUGUUUGAGGAGGAAUCGAUAAUUGGGAAUCCAUGUUCUGGUACUUGCAAUCUCCUUCCUCUGUCUGAUUUUGAUUUGAGUUGAUUUGAUUUCCCUUGUGGAAUGUGACGCACUGGGCAUUUUGCUCUUGUCUCCGUGUUCCUGAAGUACUGACCUGUCGUCUCACUCCCGCCGCAUUUGUUACAGAAUGCUGCCAAAAACGCAUUUAAUUUUACUUGUGUAAAAGG